Messenger RNA from Batrachochytrium dendrobatidis JAM81, 3069 nucleotides. RefSeq lists its product as uncharacterized. Gene Ontology annotation, biological process: protein import into nucleus. The transcript has 8 exons. Gene Ontology annotation, cellular component: nuclear envelope; cytosol. The record is from RefSeq and is a predicted model, not a curated record. Lineage: Eukaryota; Fungi; Chytridiomycota; Chytridiomycetes; Rhizophydiales. The annotation marks the transcript as partial. Gene Ontology annotation, molecular function: small GTPase binding.
UCCCAGUCUGGGUUUCUGUCUUCUCUUUUGCAAAUCACUCUGGUUCCAGAGUCUGAUCACGCAGUUCAACAAGCAGGCGCUAUUUACUUUAAAAAUAAAGUUUCUCGUUCUUGGGAAACUUCCUCUGAAACUCAGAUUGCUUUAGAGGACAAGACCUGGGUCAAGCAACAUAUUAUUUCUGCCAUAUCGUCUACUAAUGCACUAAUCAGAGCGCAGCUUCUGACUGCACUUUCAAUUAUUUUGGAAUCCGAUUUCCGUUUUGGAGUUUGGCCAGAGCUUCUACCAACAGUAAAGAGCAUGUUGGCCAUGGAUCAACCACAAAAUGUCAUUUAUUCUGGCUUGCUAAUAUUUCUUGAGCUAGUCAAGGCAUUUCAAUGGGUCUCUCCAAAUGCUCGUGCCCCACUGCAUCCCGUCAUCGCCGACAUGUUUCCAAUUUUGCUCGCUACUGCAAUCAACAUCAAGCCGCAUCUGACAACAAGCAUCGAGGCAACCACAAUGGCAAAAACAAUUAUCAAGAUAUAUAAUUGUUCAAUUAGACUUGAGAUCUGCGAAGCCCAGCAAGACCUUGAGUCGCUUAUUCCGUGGGGUUCCCUUUUCGUAGACAUUAUUGAGCUGCAGCUUCCAGCUGGCGCACUUUCUAUGCCUGAAGAUAAGGACGAGCGUCAAAAACAUUCGUGGUGGAAACUCAAAAAGUGGGCGUACCAAUGCCUCAAUACUCUUUUUGGAAGAUACGGUUCUGCAAAACCAGAAAAGCGAUAUGCAGCGUUUUCAAAAAUGUUUGCCGUCAACUUUGCACCAAAGAUUCUAGAAUGUUUUCUUCGCCAAAUCCAAUUGCUGGUUCAAGGGAUGUGGAUGUCAGACCGUGCAAAACAGCAUCUUGCUGCGUUUUUGGAACACUGUGUGAAGCGAAAGGCUACAUGGUCAAUUCUCAAAGAUCAUUUGCCAAUGAUAGUUACACACUUUAUCUUCCCACUCAUGUGUUUCUCUCCUCAGGAUGAAGAACUGUGGCAAGACAAUCCUGUAGACUACAUUCAUAAAAAGGUUGAUCCUCCCAUGGAUGACUUCAAAAGUCCUGUCGUAGCUGCCGCACAACUUCUUGUCGCCAUUUGCCAGGAUCGUUUUAAGCAAGCAUUUGUAUCUGUUGUUACCAUUAUCAAUGAGAUUCUUGCCCAAUAUGAUGCUACUCCAGCAGAAUCUAGAAAUCCUUGUCACAAAUACGGUAUUUUGAAUAUGAUGGCAUGCCUUGUAGAGGAAGCUUUAAAUGAGCGGUCACCUAUUCGCGGCGGAAUGGAAACCUUUUUGAUUACCCACGUUGUUCCAGAAACCACCAGCACGUUUCCGUUCCUUCGUGCAAGAGCUUGUGAUACGCUUUUAAAAUUUUCAUCUGAAAUGGAAUAUGAAGAUCCAAAUCAUUUAGAAUAUACCUUCAAGCAUAUCCUUGCAUGCCUAAAAGAUCCAGAACUGCCUGUUCGUGUUGAGGCAUCUUUAGCCCUCUCUCCGUUUUUCCGGUACCCACAAAUCCACGAAGCCAUGAAACCACAUGCAGUAGAAAUCAUGCAAGGGCUCAUGGAGCUAACUAAUGAGAUUGAUAUGGAUACACUCACUCAUGUAAUGGAUCAGCUAGUGUUUGAAUACUCUGAACAACUGGCUCCGUUUGCAGUUCAGCUUGCUACCCAGCUUUGCAGCACAUUUAUGCGCAUUAUGAGCGAUACUAAUUUUACCAACGAAGAUGACUUUGAUUUGGAUGAGGCAGAGGACAAGACAAUGGCUGCCAUGGGUGUACUUAAAACCAUAUCUUCUUUGAUCCUAUCUGUGGAGGGAUCUCCCGUAAUCUUGGCUGAAGUCGAUAAAGUCAUUUCUCCAGCUGUUGUUUUUGUAUUGGAAAACUGCAUUCUUGAUUUAUACGAAGAGAUUUUCGAGAUUAUCGAGACGGCCACGUUUUGUUCAAAAUCCAUUUCUGAAACCCUGUGGAAGCUUUUUCCUUUGAUAUACAAGACUUUCCAAUCUGAUGCCUUUGACUAUUUUCAAGAAAUUUCACCUUCGCUGCACAACUAUGUAAUAUACGGCAAAGAAGUGCUGGUUCAAUCCAAGGAACAUCGGAAUAUGAUUUUUGACAUUGCAUGGCGUAUUUUUCAUGGUGGAUCAGGAGUAGGCGAGUCGGACCGAGUCAGAGCAUGUCAAUUACUUGAGAUUAUGAUGCUACACCUUCGUGAGCACAUGGACGAGUUUAUUCCAAAAUGUCUUGAAGUUGCAUAUGGAACACUUUCGCCUCAACCUACAAAGUCUGAUGUAAAACCAGCUUUGAAAUAUGCCAAGACUCCUGCUCUUCGUGUUCAUGCCAUUGAGAUUGUGGCGAAUGCAUUGUUUUACAAUCCCAAACUUGCAUUGGGACUACUAGAGCAAUCCGGAUGGACUUCGACGUUCUUUGAGUUGUGGUUCCAUAAUUUGGAGUACUUUACAAGAGUUCAUGAUAAACGUCUUACCAUUCUGGCCUUGUCGGCAAUUUUAAACUUUAUAUGCAAUGACACAAUGUGUCCGCCCUCUAUGCAAACCACAUGGAUCCACCUUUUCAAAGGUAUGUUGAAAGGGUUUGAAGGAUUUAGCAAGGCACUAGAAGAUCGGACGCGAGAACAGCGUGUUGCUGAUGGAGAGGAGAAGGGUGAUGAUGAUGACGAAGUGGAAGUGGAAGACGAGGGUAAUUAUCUCAAUGAUGAUGUAUCUGACGAUGAGGAUGAUCUUGAGACGCUUGCUAGAAAUGCAGCUGAAUAUCGAACGACAACACACUCUGGUGAAAAAGGAGAGGAUGACGUGGCUGAUGAUGAAUCAGACGAUAAUUGGAGCGUAGAUGGUAUGAUGAUGGAAGAUGUAUACUUUACAACGUAUCUAGACGAAGUGAAUGUGUUUGUGCAAUUCGAGGCGUUGAUGACGAGGCUUGUGCAAACAGGACGGGCAGCAAUACUGGAUACUGAGCUGACUGCAGAACAGAAGGAGCAAGUGCGAUCAAUUCUUAGCACUGCUUCAGUAACAGGGCCCAAAAGCACAGUAGCUGAAGCAGCCGCCAGUCAAUGA